Molecule: messenger RNA, 1718 nt
Organism: Populus nigra (black poplar)
Lineage: Eukaryota; Viridiplantae; Streptophyta; Magnoliopsida; Malpighiales; Salicaceae
Product: isoleucine N-monooxygenase 2-like
Exons: 2
Coding region: 16-1602 (528 amino acids)
Molecular function (GO): oxidoreductase activity, acting on paired donors, with incorporation or reduction of molecular oxygen; iron ion binding; monooxygenase activity
Source: RefSeq, a predicted model, not a curated record
UCGAGUUGUUUGAUCAUGGAAUAUCUUGCUGCAACUUCCUUCACAACCCUAUUAAGCUUCCCAACUUCACUUCUUGUCUUAGCAAUCAUACUGUUUUACUUCAUCCAAUCCCAUAGGAAUGUCAAGAAACACCCAUUGCCACCCGGUCCAAAACCAUGGCCUAUUGUUGGAUGCCUCCCUACCAUGCUCCGAAACAAGCCAGUGUAUCGAUGGAUACACAAUCUCAUGAAAGAAAUGAACACUGAAAUAGCUUGUAUCCGUUUAGGAAAUGUUCAUGUGAUUCCUGUCAUUUGUCCUGAUAUUGCUUGUGAAUUCUUAAAAGCACAAGAUAAUACCUUUGCAUCUAGACCUCAUACCAUGGCCACAGAUCUCAUCUCGAGCGGUUACUUAGCAACAAUUCUCUCUCCCUCUGGAGACCAAUGGAAUAAAAUGAAGAAAGUUCUUAUGACUCAUGUACUUUCUCCUAAAAAACAUCAGUGGCUUUAUAGCAAAAGAGUUGAAGAAGCUGAUCACCUUGUUCAUUACGUGUAUAACCAGUGCAAGAAGUCUGCGCAUCAAGGUGGCAUUGUGAAUUUGAGAACUGCUGCCCAGCACUACUGUGCAAAUGUGACUAGGAAGAUGCUGUUCAACAAGAGGUUUUUUGGGGAGGGAAUGAAAGAUGGUGGACCUGGUUUUGAGGAAGAGGAGUAUGUGGAUGCAUUUUUCAGUUGCCUUAAUCAUAUAUAUGCAUUUUGCAUCUCGGAUUUUUUGCCAUCUUUGAUAGGGCUUGACUUAGAUGGGCAUGAGAAGGUGGUGAUAGAGAAUCAUAGGAUCAUCAAUAAAUACCAUGAUCCCAUAAUCCAUGAGAGGGUUCAACAAUGGAAGGAUGGUGCAAAGAAGGAUACGGAGGACUUGCUUGAUAUUUUAAUUACCCUAAAAGAUCCUGAUGGCAAUCCCCUGUUGUCAAAAGAUGAGAUAAAAGCUCAAAUUACAGAAAUAAUGGUUGCAGCAGUGGACAAUCCAUCAAAUGCUUGUGAAUGGGCAUUCGCAGAGAUGCUAAACCAACCUGAGAUACUUGAAAAGGCUACUCAAGAACUGGAUAGAGUGGUCGGAAAGGAGAGACUUGUCCAAGAAUCAGACUUCUCGCAUCUCAAUUACGUGAAGGCAUGUGCUAGAGAAGCAUUCAGGCUUCACCCUGUUGCACCAUUUAACGUUCCUCAUGUGCCGGCCGCCGAUACAACAGUUGCCAACUACUUCAUCCCGAAAGGUUCCUAUGUUCUGCUUAGCCGUCUAGGACUGGGCAGAAACCCUAAAGUAUGGGAUGAGCCGCUCAAGUUCAAGCCAGAGCGCCACCUCAAUGAAAUGGAGAAGGUGGUGCUGACUGAGAAUAAUCUGCGAUUCAUUUCGUUUUCCACUGGAAAACGUGGGUGCAUAGGUGUGACACUUGGGACUUCAAUGACUACCAUGCUAUUUGCUAGACUUCUUCAAGCGUUUACUUGGAGUUUACCACCUCAUCAAUCCAGCAUCGACCUUACCAUUGCAGAAGACAGCAUGGCUCUUGCAAAACCACUGUGUGCACUUGCAAAACCACGCUUGCCUCCACAAAUGUAUCCCGGAUACUGAAGGGAGUACAAGGACUGCGUAUGCUGCAAAAUAUUAUCAAUAGACGUUGUGCCAGAACAUUAGCAGUUAAUGUAAUAAACUCUGGCAACUUUUAUAUUGUUGAGAAAAGAAACAUA